Messenger RNA from Parus major (Great Tit), 3811 nucleotides. It is a transcript of the gene DENND4B, whose product is annotated as DENN domain containing 4B. Bases 305 to 3346 code for a protein of 1013 amino acids. Lineage: Eukaryota; Metazoa; Chordata; Aves; Passeriformes; Paridae. The record is from RefSeq and is a predicted model, not a curated record. The transcript is spliced from 15 exons. Gene Ontology annotation, cellular component: cytoplasmic vesicle. Gene Ontology annotation, biological process: regulation of Rab protein signal transduction.
ACUGCGGGGGCUCUGGGGACAGCCCGUGCUGCCGGGUACCGGCGGUGCUGGGGACAGGAGCGGGGCACAGGGAGGCAGCGGCUCCCCAAGGCAGGGGCGCAGUGCCCGGCCCGGGGGUGCCCCGGGGUGCGGGUCCUUCCUCCGAGCUCUGCCGAGGGGACCUGCCCGUGCUGGGGGAGCUGUCCGGAAGGUUCGGGGGGUGCCCGUGUCCCGCGGCGUGACCGGAAACCUCCUCCCUUCCCGUGCCGGGGCCCGCGGCGGGGGUGGCGGCAUCGCCCGUGUCCCCGCAGAUGCUGUGACAGCCAUGUCGGACGAGAAGCCGCCCCAGCUCGUGGAUUAUUUCGUGGUGGCCGGGCUGGCGGAGGCGUCGCGGGCGCUGGAGGAGGAGCAGCAGCCGCGGCCGGCGCGGCCCGGGGAGCCCAUCACGGACGUGGCCGUGAUCAUCCGCUCGCAGGGCGAGGAGGUGCCCCAGGGCUUCACCUGCAUCGAGACCAGCACGUCGGGCCACCCCGUGGACCUCAACGCGGGGCUGCUCAACAACCCCCAGAUGUUCCUGUGCUACAAACGCGGGCGGGACAAGCCCCCCCUGAUCGAGCUGGGGGUGCACUAUGAGGGCAAGGACCGCCCGAAGCCGGGCUACCAGAUCCUGGACACGACCCCCUACAGCCGCUCGGCCAACCUGGCCUCGGGCUCCCCGGGCCACCAGCGCACGUUCCUGACGUUCCGGCGCGCGGCCGAGCCCCCCGGCCACCACACGCUGGGGGUCACCGACAUCUGCCUGGUGAUGCCCAGCAAGGGCGAGAGCACGCCCCACACCUUCUGCCGCGUGGACAAGAACCUCAACACCAGCAUGUGGGGCCCCGCGUUGUUCCUGUGCUACAAGAUCGCCGUGGCCAAGGACAACACACUGGUCUACGAGGCAGGUGGGGACCUCGGGCUGGGGGUUUUGGGACCCCCCAGGCGAAGCCAGAGUCGUUUACUGUCAUUUUUAUUUUUUAAAAUAUUUUCUGUGUUAAUUAAUCUCCCACAGCUCGUGCGGGUGCUGAGCGCUCCGGGCGAGGAGGAGCCUCCGGAGCUGGUUCUGAGCGACGCCGAGGCCGCGGGGGCGCGCCGGGCGCAGCUGGAGCUGGAGGCUCGGGCGGCCUUCCUGCGCUUCAUGGCCUGCGCCCUGCGCGGCUACCGCUCCUUCCUGCGCCCCAUCGCGCCCGCGCCCGCCCCGGCCGGCCGCGACGCCGGCAGCCUCUUCGCGCUGCAGGGGUUCCUGCGCUCCCGGGAGCGGGCGUACCAGCGCUUCUACGGGCAGCUGCUGCGCACGCAGCUCUUCACGCAGUUCAUCGAGGACUGCUCCUUCGCCAGCGACCGCGAGCCCUGCCUCGNCGCCAUCCAGUUCCACGAGGCGUUCCCGCGGGAGCGGCUGUCGGAGGCGCAGGCGCUGCGCCUGGGGCUGCUCAGCGUGGUGGAUCGGCGGCCGGUGCCCGGGCGCUCCCUGCACACCCGCAAGAGCAUCUGCGUCCUGUCCCACUGGCCCUUCUUCGACGUCUUCCGCAAGUUCCUCAUGUUCAUCUACCGCUACUCCAUCUCGGGCCCCCACGUGCUGCCCCUGGAGACGCACAUCUCCCACUUCAUGCACAACGUGCCCUUCCCGUCCCCGCAGCGCCCGCGGAUCCUGGUCCAGAUGUCCCCGUACGACAGCCUGCUGCUGUGCCGGCCCGUGUCCUCCCCGCUGCCGCUCAGCGGGGCCAGUUUCCUGACGCUGCUGCAGAACCUGGGCCCCGACAACGCGGUGGCGCUGCUGGUGGCCGUCCUCACCGAGCAGAAGCUGCUCAUCCACUCCCUGCGCCCCGAUGUCCUGACCAGCGUGGGCGAAGCCCUGGUGGCGGUGAGUGACCGCAGGGGACACGGCGGGGACGCCGUGGGGCUGGGGAUCCCUGUCCUGUGGGGAUCCCUGUCCCGUGGGGAUCCCUGUCCUGCCGGGGGGAUUUGGGAUCUGCUCGCAGGAACAGGGACAGGAGGAGAGGGAACGGCCCCAGGGCAGCUCAGGGUGGAUUUUCAGGAAAACUCCUCCUGGAAAAGGCCGCGCAGGGAGGUUUGGAGUGGCCAUCCCGGGGUGCCCGGGUGGGCACAGCCUGGUCUCUGUGUUCCGGGGGCUCUUUGCCCCCCGGGUGACCGCGGGUGUCCCCAGGUGUGUUACCGCAUCCUGAUGCAGCUGUGCGGGCAGUACGGGGAGCCCGUGCUCUCCGUGCGCGUCCUGCUGGAGAUGAAACGCGCCGGCAUCGUCCCCAACACCGUCACCUACGGCUACUACAACAAGGCGGUGCUGGAGAGCAAGUGGCCGGCGGGGACGCAGGGGGGGCGGCUGCGCUGGGCCAAGCUGCGGAACGUGGUGCUGGGGGCGGCGCAGUUCCGGCAGCCGCUGCGGGAGCGCCGGAGCGCGGCCGGAGACCCCCCGGGUGAGGGGUCUGGGGGGAACGGGGGGACCCCGUCACCCCCCCGUGCUGCUGUCCAGCUGCUCGCGCUGCCCGUUUGGGGGGCAGAGCCCAGCUCAGGUGCUGCCCCCCAGGUGCUGCUGUCCAGCUGCUCGCGCUGCCCGGGCUGUGCCGGGCUCGUGUUCGACGAGGAGCUCAUGGCCGGCUGGACCUCGGACGACUCCAACCUCAACACCUCCUGCCCCUUCUGCUCCCGCUCCUUCGUGCCCUUCCUGAGCAUCGAGAUCCGCGACUUCCGGCGCCCCCCCAGCCCCCCCGGGGCCGGCCCGGUGCCCCCCUCCCCGCAGGGGCCGGUGCUCAGCGACCGCCGGCGCUGCCUGGAGCUGGACGAGACCCCCGAGCUGUGCAACGGCUGCGCCGACACCCCGCCCCCGGGGCGCUGGGAGCGCGUGGCCUUCGCCUACCUGAGCCCGCUGGUGCUGCGCAAGGAGCUGGAGAGCCUGGUGGAGAACGAGGGCGGGGAGCUGCUGGCGCGCCCCGAGCUCGUGGACAGCCACCCCAUCAUCUACUGGAACCUGGUGUGGUACUUCCAGCGCCUGGCCCUGCCCAGCAACCUCCCCCUGCUGCUGCUGGGCUCCCAGCACGCCCCCCGCGACCCCCAGCCCCCCGAGCCCUCCCGCGUCCGCGUGCGGCUCCUGUGGGAUGUGCUGAGCCCCGACCCCGAGAGCUGCCCCCCGCUCUACGUCCUGUGGAGGCUGCACAGUGAGCGGGGAACGGGGUUUGACCGCCGGUACCGCUCGGCGCUGGCCAAGCUCGGGGGGUCCCUGUGCCGGGACGAGCUGCGGCGGCGCCGGGCGCAGCCCCCCAGCGCCAAAGCCUCCGACUGCCGGCGCACCUUCGGGGCUCCCCCCGAGUGCUGAACCCCAAAAUCUCCGGGGGACACAGGGACCCCCCAGCAGUGUUAAACGGGACCCCCAAAGUGUGACAGGGACCCCCUUCAAAUGCUGCGGGGCGGGGAGAAGAGACCCCCCCGUAACCCGCAGGCUCACCACGGGUUUUAUAUGUCAGUGUUAAUAUAUUUUUAUUUAUUUAUUCACCCCCCAGAGUGAGAGCGCGGAUGGGACGGGCAGGGGCGGCUCUGGGGGUUUCCCGUUCCUCGUUUCUAACCCCGGUUCUCAGCCCGGGGGGGGUUUGGGGUGGGUUUUUCCCCCCUCAGGUGGUGUCAGGGCAGCCGGGUUUGGGUUUGUGUCCCCCCGAUCUCCCGGGCCCCCCGGGGGGGUUCGGUGGCCAUCGGGAGGGGGUUCGGGGCCGCCCCCUCCCCUUGCACUGUGCAAUAGCAGCCCCCGCCCCAGGGGCCUGUAAAUAAAAGCUGCUGCGGUAUUUUC